AUGGUUUCUCAAGUGCCAAGUAAGGAUUCUAGCUUGAACAAAAAUGAAUGUAAGGAGCUUAAAGUUUCAAAACCUCAAACCAAGCCCUCGAAGAAGAUGAAAUUUGUUUCAUCUGCUGAGAUUGAACCAGGCAGCACGACAACAUUUUCUGAGGAGCCCAAGUCUAGUCAUGGUAUAAACACAAUGCCCAUUAUUGUGAAAAGAAAAUUACAGAAAAUCAAGCUAGUUAUUGAGUACAACAAAAGGGGGAAACCAUAUGGCCCUGCACAUACUGAGAUGCAGUCCUACAUUGGGCAAGGGGGUAAAAAAAUGGUGUUAUCUUCUGCUGGCAAGAAAUGGAAGGAUUUCAAGUCUACAUUAACAAGGCAUCAUAUCCUUCCAUUCAUCAAUGAGGAGGAGAAGUUAAGACAACCCCCUGAAUUAUAUAAAUUCAUAGAGAAAACAGACUGGGAUGCCUUUGAUGAUUUAGAAGAAAGCAUGCUAGGAGUAGAAAUUGAUCGAUCUACCUUGUGGAAGAAAGCUAGAGAAGAAAAACACGAUAACAUCCCCGAUCCAAAGGUUGCGGAGAAAGAAAAAUUAAUUGAUGAAUUGCAAAAAAAAGUCAGUGAAGGCACUCUUACUGUCUCUGGAAGUAAUGAUGUGUUGACUAUGGCUUUGGGUCCCGAGCAUCCAGGGAGAGUUAGAGGUGUUGGGGCUGGGAUUUCCACUAGGAAAUACUUCAAUUUACCUAGACAAGAGAGGGUAAAGUUUGCCGAUCAAUUAAAGGAAAGUGUAAGAGAUGUCCUUAAAGAAGAGACCUUGAAGAUGGAGGCUAGAACCAAGCAAUUCGUAGAAGCUGAGAGGGAGAAUUUGCCGAAUCAGCUGUGCCAACUAAUUCCAAAUUUUGAUCCAAGUGUGUUGAAAUUGACAACUUUCCAAGGUUCUGAGCAAAGUCCCAAAAAUCCAAUGUCGUAUAAAGCAAGCUGCUCUGGGGCACUGGAUGUCAGAGCCCUCAAUUUUGAGGAUGAUAAUUCCAAAGACGGAGAAAAGCAAGAAGAAAUGAAAUCCAAGGAUGCAGAACAGCAAGUUGACAUGACGUAA
This is a messenger RNA of Prunus armeniaca (apricot), 1080 nucleotides long. NCBI's taxonomy places the organism in Eukaryota, Viridiplantae, Streptophyta, Magnoliopsida, Rosales, Rosaceae. The record is from the annotation of a GenBank genome assembly.